UGUUUAUUUGUUAUGGACAUGAAUUAGUUAUUUCGCGCUGUCCGCGUCUUUUAACCUUUUUUUCGUGUUUAAUUUUGGCGACAAAAAGGAAGAUGGGACGGGGUUGGAAAUUUUCUUUGCUACUGUUGAUAGUGGGGAUGCUUUGUCAAUGUAAGUAUUCGGUGACUCAAGUCUGUAAACACUGAACCCAAGAAGCCGUUUUAUCGUCUUUCUUCUAUCUUGUCAGUCAUAGGAACAGAGGAAUGUCGUCUUUAAUUUACCGGUGGUCUGCAUUUUACAUGAACACAAUGUUGUGGGAGGGUUCUAUCCGGCGCAAAACACAUUCAUGGUGCUGGCUGGACUAUUACAAUGUGGUUUAUUGUCUCUGUUCAAAGACCCAAAGGAGAGAUGAUCUUGUUCACUGCUAAAAAUUUAUUGUUAAAAAGAGGCAAUGUGUGGUGUAUGGUGUGGAAAACGAAAAUCAUUUAUUGUGAUCCGUCAUACACGGAAGCUGCGUAUUAGUUAGUAUUGCAAGCUGGAGAUCUUUUUUAAAAACUAUUUUCGCGUAUUGUAGCGAUAUUAUCGGUUAUUAGUUAAUAUAUUGCAUCUGAACAACCCAUUCUUCUUUUGAUAUUUAUGACUAACAGGUGCGGGUCAACUGUUGACCAGAAUAACACGAUCAAAGAACAAUUCUAUAUUUAUAGUUUACUGAAGUUAUUCAAUAAUCUAUUUUUAUAUAUUGGUUGAAUCCGUUUAAUUAAAUCAAAACGACUAGCCUGAGAAUACAACCGUCUGUCCACGCUCCUCUUAGCGGCUAGGGACCUUUCCGCAAGAGCUGUAUUCGCAGGCUAGCUGACGACCAACAAAGACAACACACAAAACCGAGCACUUCCAUAUAAAAAAGGGGACACUAACAUUAAUAACUCAAUCUAAAAUAACCCUUUUGUUAUGUACGAUGAUAUUCAUCGCUUUUUAUUGUAGGCGCAACUUUCAAGAAAACUUCCAAGCGGGCGAGGCCACUGAGGAAACUAUCGCACGUUGGACGCUUACCCAAAGGUGGGUCAAUGAUUCCUCGAUUUUCUUACAAUUACCUUUCUGCAACCGAGUUGUGGCGGAGACUAUUGUAUUUGUGCUUUAGUUUAGUGACAUUAUUAUCUUAAUAGGGCACUGUUAUGAAAUUAGAAAUGUAAACCAAAGAUCCUUUCACAACGGAAGCCAUAAAGACUAAAGAUGUUUAGCUAAGGCUAAUUUCUUUAGCUUCUGGUAAACAGUAUCGGAAAAAUCGCACAAAAUUAAUUAUUAUCUUCUUGCUUUAUUUCACAAAUUCUUUUGAAAUCUUCGACUUCUAUGCAAGGCAUGAAUAGAUAUGUUCAUAAAGAUAAAAGAUGAUUAUAGUUUAAACAAAUUUGCAAGAUUUCCCGGAGUGCUUUUUAACUGGAAUUAAAUUCUCUUUAUGCUCAGUUUAAUGGAAUAUGAUUUUUAAAGAAAUAUUUUUUGAGGCAGCCAGGAGAAUGUUCAGUCUGUGUUACCAGUUGAAUGAAAAUUCACAAAUAUCAUGAGCCAUCCGAUCAGGCUUUAUUGACGACGGCUAUAUGUAGUGCUGCUUAGACAUUCUUUGUUUUGGAAAAUUCCUUUCAAGAUGAGUGUGUUAAUUUAGUUUUUAAAGUGUCAUUUUUUAUUUUGCAGCUUCUCAACCAAAGAAUGAAAAUGGACAAAAAAAGAACGCGAUGCAAAGCAUCAUGCAACAACCUUCUCAUGACCAAGUUGCCGGUAAGGAAAAGUAUUGGUGAAUAAAGCUUAAAGAGAGACACACUGCUCCUACUUUAAAUCGCUUUAGGAUUUAGAUUUUUAUAAGCUUAAUUCUCCAGAGAUAAGUAAUGAUAAGUAAUUUUGGACCUUGGUUGAUAUUUCUAAGAAAGUUAUAACCGUUCCACGAGUUUAGAUAAAAGGCAGUUUCGCGAAGUGGUUAGAAAUAGAGAGAGAUCUGGAGCCCUUUCUGGGGGGUUCUUUCGCCAUUUUUUAAGACUGCUGCAUUCUCCUCUUCUCACCUUUGCGGCGAAUUCUCUUUUCUUUGGCUAUGAACUAUUUAGUUCAGAUUUUAAUUUCCGUUUUAAGAUCUUAAAAUUUCUUCGUCCAUUUUUCUUUCACAAAAACGUUUCAAAAAUCAUCCAAAAAUUCUGAAGCAUUUAUUUUGCCAGGGGCUCUCACCAAGAGCCAUACUGAAUAGAGGCAUUAUUCUAUCAAAUGACAUUUAGUGAGAUUUAAAAGGAAGAAGCUAAAAUAUCUGGAGGAGAAAGCAUGGCCGUAAUGCUCCCUUUAUCGGUUUCUUCGUUCUGAAAGACUCAUUAAGCGAGCUUCGGUUGUAUGUUUUUCAGUUGUAUUCUGAUUGGUUACUAAGUAAACAUAUUUUUCCCACAGCAAUGCAAAAUCCCGAGGGUUUACAAGCAAGCGAGACGGACAUAAUAAAUCACCUUCAAAACUAUAACAAGCACUACCUCAACAACGAAAUGGCAGCUGAGACUGGUAAUUAGCACUAAAUCUUUAACAUGAUGACCUCUCGAAGCUAGAACGACGGUAAUGUUCAUGAGGCUAGUCACUCAGUAAAAAUUCCAGUUAUAAUAGACCAAUCAGAAUCGAAAACGUGAAAAACAAGCAACUUUUGCCAUAUAAAGAAACUAAUAGUUGGUUUUAAAAUUCCCGACCUUGUUUGCCUUGACUGGUUAACACCGCCAAUGUUCACCAAUUUUAGAAAAGGCUGGAAACGUUCUAUUCAAAAUAAGUCGCAACAUGGCUAUACCCAAAUUUGUGGGCCAAAAUCGUCUCUAAAACAGAAAAGAGCACUUAGCAAAACAAAUUUGUUCGCAUCAAGCAUAUUAAAAGGCAAAAGGCUUCACUUCUGUUUGGUUUGCGUCAAAAACGCCUUUGUUUAAUAAUCUCGGUGACAAAUCUCGUCAAAUUUUGUUGUAACAUUGAAACCGAGGAUUUUUUUAUGUCACUUCUGCAGUUCAGCCUGCAGUUCCUCCUGGCGAAAUGUCCCUAGCUCGCAGGAGGAGCUAGGAGAAACGGCUGUAUUUGCAGGCUAGUUAAAUUAUCGAUGAGUGUUAGGGUUAGAUACAUUAUGAUAUGUUCUAAAACUUGAGCACUAUGCUUUUGAGCGUCACCCUCAAAAUAAUAGCAUUAUGCCUUAAAUCAUACUCGAAAAGUAGCAUUAUGCUCGACCGAUCUUGGCUAUAUUUGAUACCCUUUUCCAUGCCUGCAGACAAAAAGUUCACCUUCAUAUGCCGAAACACAAUAUUGCACUGCAUCAAUCAGUUACAAAUUUACAAGAUAUAAAAGAAAGAUAAUGCUUAAAACCACUCAAAAUGUCUUCUUUUAAUGGAACUCUCCCUCGUUAGGAUACUCUCUGAUCAGUUUGCUCCUGACAUAAUGAUGCAACGGCGCAACUAGACAUUGAAAGUGGCAACUAUGAAAGCCUUUGGAUAAGUUAAUUCCUUACUAAAAGCACUUGAAAGUUAAAAAGACUUAUAUUUACAGUUAUGGAAUUAUUAAUUUUUCACUAUUUCCUUAAUUCUCUCAAGAAGGUCCAUUAUGCCGGCGUUAUACUCGAUGCUUCGACUAUAGCAUUAUGCCUAAAAUUAUGCCGGCAUAAUGUAUCUAACCCCGGUGAGUGUUAUUUGAUUGCAGGACACUCCCUAGCGGCUCCAAUAAUAAUAAAUUCAUUUCUACUUGAUUUCAGCUCUCCUGGCGGACAAUGGCAUUGAUGAUGAUUCGGCACUUAAGAUCUCCAACAUGGCGGCUUUGCCCAAUGGAUUACCCCAUCACGGAGUACAAGUAGCUAACGCCGCCAUCAAAGCCAAGAUCAGCAGCAGCGUUAAACAAGUUCACGGAUCCACUGACCACCAGCAGGCCUCAACUUCACCCGGGGGAUACGAUCCAAAUGCGUACCUGAACGACGCAAACUCGUGGCCAGAAUACAGCAUUCAUGAUUCUGACUACAGUAACUUCCACGCCGUGGAAAUGAACAACAUAAACGGUGAAAACACGGAUAUGCCUCCCAUGUACAACAAGCCAAACAUGUACGACAAACCAGACGAAAGCCCCGAAAUGGGCUUUCAAAACAUGGGAAGCGAGGGGGGAAUGGAAUAUCUGGGAGAUCAAAAGUCCCCCCAGGGGAAAGCAGAAGGUGGUGCGAUUAAUGAUGAGGUUAAGGAGGCGGAGGAAGAGGCGUUGCAGAAUGAGAAAAUUGAAGAAGAUCAUCCGCAGGAGAGUUCAGAGGAUAAAUCGGAGAGUUCCGAAGAUAAAGGAGAAAAUACAAAGGCUCCAGGUAGUUCGGAUGAAAUGAAGCCAGCUGACAGCAGCGAAGCUAGUGGAGAUAGCAAAGCGCAAGGGGAUGCGAAGGCAGAAGCGCAAAACAGCCAACAAUUGCAGCAAAAAGAGCCUGAAAAUAUCCCGCCGGCUCAAAUCAAAGAUGCCGCCUCACCAAAACAACAAAAUGGACCGCAACCGCAAGUAGCACAGCUGCAUCAGCAGCAGCAGCAGCAGCAACCACAGCAGGAUAAAAGUACUUCUUCAAAGCUGACUUCUGCUGCAGUGGCCAAGGCCGCAGCCGUUUCACUUCCUCCCAAGGCCCUCGCCUCCUUACUAAGCAGAUUAAAGGCUGUCGGGAUUACAAGAGCCCAAAGUCAAGGUCAAAUACAAAAAAACGGAAGUAGUUUCCAAGCUCAUAUACCUCAGGAUAUCAACCCGGCAAAGGAGAUGGCCCAAUCAGCUGCCCAACGCCUCAGCGUUAUGAGGCUGAAGACCAACUGAGUGAUCUAUUACAUCUUUUGCCAAGAAAGAUAGAACUAAGUUCUCUAUCUCAGAUGUUAGCGGAAUGGUAACUGAUCGGUAUCAACAACAGCGCAAUGCACACUGCGGAUACUAAGGAGGGUUUAACCUGUUGUUUCUAGACAAAGACUCGAUUAUUUACGUACACAUCUUGACCAUAAAUAUAAUAAUCAGGAAAAGUCACAAACCCUGAUAAAUUAAGUACGCCAUUUGAAAUAAGACUAUAGUUUGUAGAGAAGACGAUUUGUAUAUUAAAAAGCAUCGACCAUUUGUAAUUGAUUUAAAAAGUGUAAGAAGAGAAAUAAACUUGUGUGGAC
Molecule: messenger RNA, 5123 nt
Organism: Porites lobata
Lineage: Eukaryota; Metazoa; Cnidaria; Anthozoa; Scleractinia; Poritidae
Source: the annotation of a GenBank genome assembly